GAGAUGCCAGAGCAGCCAGACGCGGAGAGCGGGCAGCGGAAACUACAUAUCCCAUAACGCCCGACACUUCCGGCACGCUACAAGGGGAUGCCUAAACGCAGAAAACUACAUGUCCCAUUAGGGCAGAGUCGAGCUUCCGGUGACGCCAUCACCGUGCUAGGGCGCGUAUUCUGUCUUCAGUUUUCCCUGCUAAUAAGUUGGAAAAGACUCCUGAGAACUGUACUGCUGCUGCUGGCACUGAGCUGUGAUAGGAAAAUGGAAGAUACUUUUCAAGAUAACCUUACUACACGUUCUUUGCUUAAAGGGAUCUUGGCAACCGAGCCUGUCCGUCCAGCAGUGAAACACCAAUCUAAGCAAAAUGCUUCAGAAUAUGGAAGACUGUCUACAUCAGCGUAUCUUGAUAGGACUUCAUCUUCUCCAUCCAUGAACUUGCGCAGUAAAAUGAAAGACCGUCUAAGGCGUUCCCUUGGGAAAUCGGCAUAUGAAGCUUCAGCUGUUAAAAGAAAAGUUAAUAUCAAAUCAGGAAUUACACGAAACUCUGGAAAGGAGGCAACGCCCCUAAUUCUGGAAGAUUUAGAUAAGAUCACACCACGCACCUUGUUGAAAAGAAUUAUACAGAAUGAGGAUGAAGUUUCAAUUGUAGUCUCUAAGAAAGCUAAAACUGCUGUCGAUGAUGAGGAUGAUGUACGAGAGACCUUUUCUAAUAUAAGGUUGAGUAGUGUGGGUAAUGUAGAUCUGAGUCUGCCAGAUGUGCAGGAGAAAGAACACAUUACGAUAUUUAGAAAUUUUCAGAAAAAAAGACGGAUCGACAUAUCUGACUUUGAGAGACAAGUUGAUGAAAGGCUGCCUAAGAACAGAGACAAUACUUUAGAGGACAAAAUUGAAGCUUCGUCUUCAUCGGGAAGUUCAUAUACAAUGCCAAGGUUACUGGAGGAUGACCUGGAUGUUUCAUCUAUACCACAGUCCAUAUACAGGAGGGGUCUGCUCCGCAGGCCAAACAGAAUGCACUUGGUUUCUCUGGAUGACUUUGAGAAAGGAGUGGAAGACAGAUAUCGAAUUUUAAAAGGAUCCCAAGAAUGCUUUAUUGAAUCUAUCGCAGAGGAUAAAGCAGAUGCUUCGUCAAAUGAGGUGGCUCAAAUGGACACGGCAUUGUAUGCACAGCCUUUACUUAAGGAAAUUACCACUCCUAAUUCAGAACAAACCCAUAAGGGAAAAAACAAAAAUGGUGUUUCAAUGAAUGAUGAAAGGGAAGGCGCAUGGGAUGUUUUUGCAAGAAUUGAAAGUGAACAAACUGUGGAUGUUUUUGAGAGCGUUCUAAAUGAAGAAACAGAGGACGCUAUUAUGAAUGAUAAAAAGGAAGAAGCAGAGGACGUUAUUGCGAGUGAUGAAAAAGUAGAAGCAGAGGACAAUAUUGUGAGCGAUGGAAGUGAAGAAACAGAGGACAUUAUUGAGAGUGAUGAAAGAGAAGAAGCAGGUAUUACAAAUGAUGAGAGGGAAGAAGCAGAGAGCAUUAUUGAGAGCGAUGAAAUAUUAGAAGUUGAAGACAUUAUUGCGAGCGAUGAAAGUAAAGAAGCAGAGGACAUUAUUGAGAGCAAUGAAAGAGUAGGAGCAGAGGACACUAUUGAGAGCGAUGAAAGUGAAGAACCAGAGGAUCUUAUUGAGAGUUAUGAAAAAGAAGAAGCAGAGGACAUUGAGAGCGAUGAAAGUGAAGAAGCAGAGGAAAUUAUUAAGAGCAAUGAAAGAGUAGAAGCAGAGGACACUAUUGAGAGCGAUGAAAGUGAAGAAGCAGAGGAUCUUAUUGAGAGUUAUGAAAGUGAAGAAGCAGAGGACAUUGAGAGUGAUGAAAGAGAAGAAGCAGUCACAGAUACAGUAAGUGUGAAUGUUCAACCUAAACGUGCAGAUAAAAGCAGACAAAAAUCUGACGCAUCAAUGAAAUAUACUAAAGACAUUGGAUCAAGUGGCGGUGUCGGAGAAGAAAUUCACCCUGACUUCAUGGAUAUUGAAAGUAGUGCACAAUAUGAACAGAACCAGUCCAAUGCAAUCUGGACUGGAAAGCUAACUGGACUGAAUACAUCUCCUGAGAUGCAGAAUUCGAGGCGCAAUGAAGAUGAUUCCACUUUUAAAAACAAGAAAAAAGUGAACAAGCAGCCUAUAUUCACAGGACCAGCUGACACUCCCACUUAUAUUAAGAAUGCUCGAUUUACGGUUACUAAUAAACCUGCCGCUGCCAAGAAGGUGCAGAGGAAAAAAACUGUCACUGCUAAGAAAGAGGGGACAGCAAUCCCAGCCAGUGUAGUAAAGCAAAUAUUUGGUCACCAUGCUCAGACGCGGGUAAACAAGGAUACCUUAGCUGAAGUGGAAAAGUGUUUGGAACGGUAUUUGGACCAAAUGUCAGAUGAUCUGACUGCAUAUUGUGCUCAUGCCGGUCGCAAAACAGUAACUUGUAGCGAUGUGGAGCUCCUUAUGAAAAGGCAGCGUCUGGUGACUGAUAAAACUUCUCUCAAUGUACUUAUUGAAAAACACUUGCCUUUGGAUUGCAGAAAACUCCUAAUUCCGUGUGCAAUGAGCGGAAAUAAAGUCUUCCCAAAAAUAUAAGUUAAUCAUUGGCUAAAUUGUGUUAUGUUUGGUAAUGUAAGGGUUUGAGAUUUUUUGAGAUUAAUAUAUCUAACUUAUAAGCAUGUAGUAUUGUUUUAUGUCAAAUAUAAAAGUGUUAAUAAAGAAUAUUUUGGGUUGUUUA
This is a messenger RNA of Pseudophryne corroboree (corroboree frog), 2737 nucleotides long. RefSeq names its product centromere protein T (gene CENPT). Gene Ontology annotation, cellular component: kinetochore. The coding region runs from base 88 to 2595 and encodes 835 amino acids. NCBI's taxonomy places the organism in Eukaryota, Metazoa, Chordata, Amphibia, Anura, Myobatrachidae. Gene Ontology annotation, biological process: kinetochore assembly; mitotic cell cycle; chromosome segregation. Gene Ontology annotation, molecular function: DNA binding; protein heterodimerization activity. The transcript is spliced from 13 exons. The record is from RefSeq and is a predicted model, not a curated record.